Molecule: messenger RNA, 6983 nt
Organism: Megalopta genalis
Lineage: Eukaryota; Metazoa; Arthropoda; Insecta; Hymenoptera; Halictidae
Source: RefSeq, a predicted model, not a curated record
CCGCGUCUUCGUCAGUCAAAUUGCGAUCGUCUCCGCGUGAUGGGCCGCUGUUGAGGGUUGAGCGCCGCGAGUUUCUACCGGCACAUAGUAGCUAGCACGCUUCAUGGUGAAGACGAAUUAUUUGCUCGGCGACAGUGUUGGGGAACACUGGCGAGCUCCGGCCAACUAGUGUAUUUAGCACGUACCAAUAUUCCGUGGAACCACACCGGUUCGUCGACGAGAAUAAACGCGGAGCGAAGAACCGUCUUCCGGAUCCCCGGCGACACUUGUCAGCUCGCUGUUCCGGAUAUCGGCUUUCAACUGGCUGAACUUCUCGCUCUUUCCUGUCGGCGCACCUAAACAAGGCGUGAAACAGACCCAAGAAAAGCUGAGAUUUUUUUAAACGACCAUAGUGAGACCAGUCAGCAGGAUGAAGAGCUUGACCUUCUUGCUGUUGUUCCUGGUCACAGUGACCGUGUGUCACGAGCCGUUCCAAGUAAUCUUCCAGUGGAAUACAAUCGAUGUUGUCUGGCAAUCAGAAGAUGACAAGGAAUUUGCAUUAAACCACGGCGAAUAUGUGCCCGCUAAUAACUUCAUCUCCGGUAUCAAGUUCUGGAAGGGUAAGAUGUACCUGACCAUGCCUCGCUGGAAGGAUGGUGUGCCGGUCGCACUCGGAGUUACAUCCGCCACCCCGGUGAACAAGGUUACGGCACCAGCCCUGGAAGCGUUCCCGAGCUGGGAGAUGCAGAAGCUCGGCGACUGUAGUGCCUUCCAGUACGUGCAGAGCAUGGAGAUCGAUCCGAUCGGUCGUAUGUGGGUGAUCGACACGGGAAGAGUAUCUCCUAUGGCGGUAGAGACGAAGAGCGCCUGUCCUCCUCGUCUCGUGAUCCUCGACCUGGAGAACAAAGGUGAGAUCUUAAGAACCUACGAGUUUCCCCAGCACGUGGCACGCCCGGCAACCGCGUUCUUGAACGACAUAGUGGUCGACCACGAAGACGGCGGCAUGGCAUACAUCUCGGACAGUGAUCGCGACGAUCCGGGCAUUAUCUUAUACUCGCUCCAGAACAACACAUCUUGGAAGAUCAGACACGACUCGAUGAAGGCCAAGCCCGAAGCGGUGCGAUUCAUGGUUGCUAAGGUGCUGAUCAACUUGCCGUUCCCAGUGGACGGGAUCGCGUUGUCCCCUGCCAGCGUACAGGACAGACAGCUGUACUACUCGCCGUUGUCCUCUUUCCACAUAUACUCGAUACCAACGUCUGUGCUAAAGACCAAUAUGAGCAACAUCGAUGAUUACGUAAAGGAGUUAGGAAGGAAGAACUCGCAGUCCGACGGGAUGAUGAUGUCCGCCACCGGAGUGUUGUACUUUGGAUUGUUGGCCGACGAUGCAGUGGCCAUGUGGGACACCAAGAUGUCCAGCAGCUUUAACAUCGCGCAGAGGGUCAUCUCCAGAGACCACGAGCGGAUGCAGUGGCCCGACAGCUUCGCGUUCGACGACUCUGGCAGCUUCUAUUGCGUGACCAACGGCUUGCAGAACAUCCUCAACAACCGCGUGAACGUCUCCGUACCAAACUACAGGGUCGUUCGGUCGAAGAUCGGGCUGAAGAGCUACCAAUAUCUAGAGAAUGGCACCGCGCCACUGCAACCGGAUAUACUCACUUCGACCGCUAACAGGAUUAGCCUCGGCCUGGCAGUAGGAUUAGCCGUUCUGUUAGCUGUCGCCGUUCAGUAACGUCUCUCUUCCUAUUGUCGUUUCUCCUCUUUUCUAGACAGUAGACUGUAUCACAACGCACGGGUAUACCAAAGACGUUCGACCCAUCUUUCCAGUCAGAUAACGCGCCGACAAAAGCCUAUCCAGUGUUCCUCCGGUGACUCUGAACAUCCAGUGCGACCCUCGAUCCACCGAUUCACGCGCGUGAAGUUAUGGUUGUAUGUACAAAGAUUCAACGCCGGUUGGUUUCACAGCCGCACAGCCAAGCGUGACUCGGCCGCGUGUAACUGUAAUGUGGGGCGUUUUCAAAUUAUACAGUGGAUCAAACGAGCUCCUUUUGUGGUGGUACACACCUUAUUAUAGGCGGAAGUAUUGUAGCGAUUUGGAAACGUUGAUGCACACGUUGUAAGAGAAGCUGCAAAGAAUCCGUUUCAGAAUUCUACCGGGUAAAUUUUCCCAUACGUCCAGCGAUUUCUGUAUAUUUAGGUUUUGCCCUCCAUCGACUACCUGUACAACAGAAUAUUAUUAACGUUUCCGGAGCGGCACAUCAUUUCCGUGUACAUAUAGCAAAGUAUUAAAGAAUAUCAGUUCGUUCCAAAAAAGUUGCUAGUACUUCUUAGAUUCGUUCUUAAUGACGGCUUCGUUCCAUCGAAGCCUCGAUUAGAUCUUCGUCCUCAUCGACGGCUUGUGUGCGAGGUCGUUUCUUUAACCUGUGGUUUGGGAACACCUGUGCCCGCAAUUUCACGGUUUGUAGGAUUUUCCAGCUUUCCAUCUGCUUGUUCGUCGGGCUAGGAUAUAUUUAAUUCGAUAUUUAUAGGUACACAGGUGUGUCGCAUUUCGUAUGUAUACCCGUGUACCAGUGCGACCAGCGCGUGUACAUGCAUCGGAAGCUCUAGUCUAGAGUACGUCUUCGCGACAGUGUAACUGUGCAGACAAGACUACUUGUUACCAUAAUCUCGCGAAACCGAGAGUGUAAUUAGAUUGCACGCUGGUCUAGAGAUACCCAUCGUGAACGAUGAAUUUAAUGGAACAACAGAAACGCCCAGGAUCUCUCGAGACUCUACCAGGAAACCCGUCUCUCUAUGUCAUCUGAUUGCCAUCCAAGAUUCCCGGGCGAAAUUGAUCUCGAAGAGUUCAUCGGUACAAUUACCACUGACGGUCUUUAUCACAGGGAACAGUAGCGUAUCUUCUUCUGCUGCAGCCACGAAUCCGCCUUCGUCUGAAACGGAAGAACAUUUUAGUUUAUUACUCAAAUAAGUAAUUGACACGUUCACAUCCUGUAUAUCUACGUUCCGGAAGAGAAAUACAGAAAAGCUUCCAAAUUAUUCAGAAACUCCUAAACUAAACAAGUUUUUCAGUUAAAAUAUCAUUAAUUAAAUUAAUUUAAUUUUCUAGAAUAUUUUUUGAGACUAUGUUUCGGAUCUCUGAACGUGUAAAGCUCUUUUCCAAAAAUACCGAGCAAUACCAAAGAGUUGAUUCAAUUGGUUUCACAAUUGCGUGUUCCGCAAAAAAACCCGUCCGCGUUUCCACAAAGUUUCCUCAACUUUUGGAUGUAUCGAAAGGAAAUCGGUCUGUACAAACUUUCAAAGAGGCCACUGGAAGGUAACAGCCUCCCCUCCUGUGAAGAAGAAGAAUUAAUUCGACAAUUCCCAGGGUCCGCGCGAAACGAAUACUUUCAUUCCACUAUGUAUUAAUAAUAAAUCUAUCAGUAUUCCAGCCGAAUCUCCAUUUAAUCAGGCGACCGAAUUCAAUUGGCACGCGUGCCGCAGAAACAAUCACGCUCUCGUACCGGGCGAAACUUUCGCCGCGACACCGACGCAUUCGCGCUUAAUUGACCCCGAAUUAACAUCGCCAAUGGGCACUAUUAAAUCUUCUGGCCAACGUUAAGCGACGAUUCGACAGCAGUUGGACAAGAUAAUGGAAACAAAGUGGAUAGAAUCAGCAAGUUUUACAAAAGCGGAAACACAUAGGUAGUAUUCCUAUUAAUUUGUCCAACCUUUAUAAUAUAGUUCGAUCGCGCCCAAUUCAAAGAGAAAUUAAGAAAAAGCUGCGGGUAGAGGGGAGAAUGAAUAGCGAACGGACCGUUUGUCGUUGCGACGAAAGUAGUUGUUGUCGAGGUCCCUCCCGGAAAAGAAACAGCAUUGUCGAGAAUUCAAGAGGGUCAUAGUUCGAUCGAAUGGGAACGACCACGCGACCAACCAUAACGGGGGCGAUAAUAAACGGCAACGUAACGAAUCAGCUCGGAAAAUUAAUCCUCUGUAACCAGUCAUGAGGGCUCGCAUUCCAUUUUUCCAACUAUGGACUCUCUUUCAUAUUGAAAGACAUCGCUCUAGAUAUAUGUAGAGUUCAGAGAUUCCUUCACAGGUUAUGGCGGAUGAUUAUCUUCAGUGGAAUAAGUCGUUCAUUGUCAGACUGCAGAAGUUUACUAGUCUCUUCGUAAAGCAUUCGCAUCAGUACAAAUGUGUUUCACUGAUCGGUGGUUUUUGCCUCUUAUUUUUAAAGUUCUGCUGUGUCUAAUUGUUGUAUUUUAAUAUCGUCCCGCGGUCGAGUGUGUUUCUUUAAUUGGGCGCGAAUUGCCAACGAUUCGUUCUUGAUUCGCCUUGUAGAGACGGAAGAAUGUUCGGCGAUCAAUGGAAUACCUUAUUCUCAUAAGGCUCUCGCUACUCCGACCUGUGAACACGGAUGUAUGAGUGCACGUAUAAUUAGUGUCUACGCUGCAUAUAACGCGUACGAAUAACUUUAAUGUAUAUGGCCUUAUUUGCGACGAUGAAUUGAAACCGUAUACCGGGAGAACGGUCGGAAAAUGCGAGUUAUGAAUCAUUUGUUUAGGCCGGUUCGGGGAACGCAACUUACCGCCAUUUCACGGCGUUUGUUUGUUGCAAUUAUGUAUUGUGUGUUCCCUUUCUCAGCGAAUCGACCCAGAAUGCUCGCAUGGCUAACCGAUUCAAUGAUAUCUACCUCUCCUCCUUUUCACUGUAAAAAAGGGAAACCCUUCGUCUUCGCGCUACCUCCGCGGACCCAGAAAAUACGAAAACGUGAAUACCGUAGAUUCAGAAAGUGAAAGUAGCUUGCACUAUUCACCUGCGACAGCUUCUCCUCUUGGGAGGCACUGCAACUUGCAUAUCAAUCCGAUUAUUUUACCUGGGACUUGACCAUGGAUCCGCCGAGAUUACAGCGACCGUGCAUUUUAUUAAUCGAAGGAAAAACGUGGAACGUCCAUUAUCGGCGCCGGCAUCUCUAUAGCUUCGGCGCGGCGUCAUUCGGAAAAGGGAAACUCGAAAGACGAGGCGGGGAGGGCGAUCUCGCUUUCAGCCUCUUCCCACAAUUGUCUCCUCUUUCAGCCACGCAGCGUCCCAGUUUUGCGGCGGAGUGAGGUGCACGCACAUUAUUACGCGGCGCAAAACGGAGUCGGGGCCUAGCCCUGAACCGCGAGUCAACGAACGGCCAGGGAGAGGCUCGGAGGAUUACAAAACUUCGCUGAGAAAACAGCGUGCACCUGAGAUCCGAUCGGCGCACGUCGAAUCUGGGACCGAACCGCGCUUCGGGAAGCGAUACUUGGAUUAUCUGCGGAAUAGUCGCGCGGGAACGGACCUCUAGAACGCGAAUUCAGAGAAAGACGUCAAGAAUGCAAGCCUGAACUGGCUACAAUAGUUUCACACUUCCGCUGAAAUUUUCUCAGUAAUCAUCGGCGAACAAUUCAAUCUUAAACGCUACUCCCGAUUCCCUGUGGCGUAUAGUUUCCCAACAGUUUUUGGCUCUCAGUCUUCUUUCAAAACUUUUCAUUGGUUCUAAGGAACCCACAAAUUUCUCAGCGUUCACGUUGAGAAACUAUACUGCUUCGUAUAUUGCGAGGUUCUAGCUGAGGAGCGAGAGAAUAUUUUCCUCGGCGUGCAGGUUUUGUUUAGAAAGAAGAAAUGAUUUUAUAGUCACACCUGACCAAUGACUCACGAGAUAUCAAGAUAUUUCAAUAUCACGAGACAUUGAUGAUGACUCACUCACAGAUAGCAUAAAAAAUACUGAAGCAUAGCCUUCGCGAAGAGACGCCGCCGGUCAAUCGCAUCUGCAACAAAUGAUGUCAGCCGAUUAUGAAAAGAAUAUUAAGCGCGUUUGACUCACAGGCGGAGUUCGGUGUCAAUGUUCGUUCGAGGCGGUUUCUAUUUACUCGUCGGAUGAUUAAGCGCUAACCAAACGUCCAAGGAGACUGCUCGAUCGGCAGAUUCGACUGUAGUCGCUCUUUCUGACUAGAAUUGAAUCGGUGCAACCAUACCGAGACGGUUGACGAAUCAAUAAACUCUAGAUUAAUGCGAAGAGAGCCCGGAAUAGAAAGAGAAAAGGGUGGUGGCAUUAAUCCGGGGUUGCCUGAACCGAGACUUACUGUACAUUGUGGUUCUUUUUCUAUGGAUAAUGAUUCUUAAUCUCUUAACCGAGCACGGCCAGUUAUUUCAUCAUUAAUAUUCUUUUGACCGCUGAUCGUAUUCAACAGACAUACUUGUCUACUUCUUUUUGAGACUUCAAUGAAAGAUCGCUCAGUUAGCAGAUUAAUUGGUGUCAGUAAAUUCUAAUCAAAAGCAGCACUGAUUGCUGAUCGACGAUGGAAACGGGUGCCGACGGUGCACGACAGAGUGUUCUGCCGUUUAUUAGGUUUGUAAGAGCGUUUUUUUUGUGCAGGAGUGGUUUUCGUUGAUUCUGUCGAAAAUUUUGGUUAGGUGAGUCCUGCCGCAGCUGAUCUUCGGACUGGAUUGCUUCGUGUGUGACUUUGUCCUGUUUAUUUUACGAGCAACGUAAAUGAUUGAUGUAAUGAUUCCAUUCUAAUGGUGAUACAACUGGUGUUCGACAUACGGAGCGAUAGUAAGCAUAUGUACGCUAAUUACAUGCUCGUUCUAUGUCAAUUUACAUAACAAUAUCUGUAAAGCUAUAUACACCGGGAAGAUUAAUAUAUUUUCUUUAGUUAUAUAUAUAUUGUAUAUCGCGAGGUGUCGCGUAAUAAAGUGGCAUGAUGCAGUAAACGAUCAUUUUACCAGGAAGAAUUAUAGUUUACCUAGGGAAUCGUUUCAUUAACGUUUGACUUUUAAAUUGUACUUGACUUUUUUAAUGUAAUUAUUUUAUUACAAUACUACCAUUUUUUAUAAGACACCUGUGUAUUGCGUAGAUUAGAAAUACACCUAUAGGAUUCAGGCCGGAUAUAUCGACAUUCGUGUCGUUGAUGAUCUAUUACUUCGUGUAUUAGAGAGUAACAUAGCUAUUACAUAGUAUUUCUGUAAAUCAUGUCUUAUUAAUAAAAAGAUAGAUGUUUGCA